AAGAAAAGUCUCCUUUAAAAAAUUAAUUGAAGCUUCAAACUUGGUUGGUGAAAUACUGAGGACCUUUUCUUUCCCACAAUGACAGUUUAGGAGAAGCCCUAAAUUGUCAGCGAAUUAACAGCCCUUUUUUCGCUUACCGAAUCUGAAGCAUGUCUGGUGAUGAGGAACCUGUGGAUUGCGAGGCGUGCAUGGCCCAGAAACCCACCGAGCCACUGGCCAGCGAUUGCUGUGGCACAGGAUGCAGCCCCUGUGUGUUGGACUUGCAUGACACGGAGCUUGCGACGUGGAGGAGGUCAUGUGAUAGGUGCCACGAAGGAGGGGCACAGACGGAGCAUCGAGAGCCAAUGGAAAAUAAGCAACAGGCAACAAGCUGUCAGGAUGCACUAAGUCCAGACGAAUACAGAGCCUUCAAGCUACAGGCUACGAAGCAAAUAACCCACGAUACAGCUAUCUAUACCUUCCGCCUUCCCGGUAACAGCAAACUCAAUCUAGGUGUUGGCCAACACAUAAUUCUCCGGGGUCCUGUGAAUGGCAGAUUUAUCACAAGACAGUUCACGCCGAUCAGCCCUCCGGGAAUGAAGGGCCACUUCGAUGUCCUUGUCAAGGUUUACAAUGAUGGUGCAAUGUCUCAAUACAUCACGGUAUGGAAGGAAGACGAUGACAUCGAAUGGAGAGGACCGUAUGGAACGUUCUCGUACCAACCCAACCAGUAUCGUCGUAUCGUGAUGCUUGCAGCGGGCACCGGUAUCACCCCAAUGCUCCAGGUGAUUCGACACAUAGUCAUCAAUGAAGAUGAUGAGACGUUCGUCCGCUUGGUGUAUUCAAGCCGGACUUACAGCGACAUCCUGCUGCGAGAGACGCUGAAUGAACUGACCGCCUACUGGAACUUCACUGUCUUGUACGCACUGAGCCGGGAGACACCCGGAGAACAUCCUACCUCAUACGGAGAAAGUUUCCACUACGGCCGCAUCCAGCGGGACACACUGGCGGCUGAGAUGGAGACUAGUCCCCAACCGGAAACCCAGGUCCUCAUUUGCGGUACAAAAUCCUUUGAUAAAGACAUGCUCAAUUUCCUGAAGAAGCUAGAAUUUAAAGGCAACGUCUUCAAAUUUUGAUACAAAUUUCAAGUCCGCCUUUUCUAUCUGUAAUGAAAUAUUUGGAAAACAGUGGGUGUAUUUGUCGGAAAUUUGUUACAUUUUUCUUAGAAACCUGUUUAAAAUUUUAAACUGCUGCAGUACACCACUGGUUCAAAAUGAAUUGUAUGAGGUAUUAAAAAAUACAAACAUUUGUCUAGUAAAUGUACAAGUCUACAUUAUGUGCACACUUCACUAGGCCUUUAAAUUAUAGCACUGCUGUAUUUUUCAAAACAAGGUAUUAAACUUGGACUAUGCAAGCCCAUGUUGGCUCCCAAUAACGUGCAAGUAUAUCCUUCUGUAGACUAUUUCACAGAUACGGCCUUCUUGGAUUUAUUUCCAGGCUUCCCCCCCGUCAUGGAAAUUGUGUGAAACAUGGAAACAUGUCAUCCUCUUUCCACAUAAAAGUUCAAGUUUCCCUUGCCUACGUGAGGGCUGGCAAGUCCAACGACUAUAGUGAAUUUUGUUGGUUUUGCCAACUCUUGCCAAUGCAGGUUUAUGUUUGUCCUGUAAUUUGUUUUUUUCUUGUAUCAUUUAUGUUCCUUCCUAGUAGUGUUUGUAUUGUAUUUUCUCGACUGUUAUUGUUUUAUGAUC
Molecule: messenger RNA, 1727 nt
Organism: Patiria miniata (bat star)
Lineage: Eukaryota; Metazoa; Echinodermata; Asteroidea; Valvatida; Asterinidae
Product: NADH-cytochrome b5 reductase-like
Exons: 6
Coding region: 150-1115 (321 amino acids)
Molecular function (GO): oxidoreductase activity
Source: RefSeq, a predicted model, not a curated record